Messenger RNA from Zasmidium cellare ATCC 36951, 312 nucleotides. RefSeq lists its product as uncharacterized. The transcript has 2 exons. The record is from RefSeq and is a predicted model, not a curated record. The coding region runs from base 1 to 312 and encodes 103 amino acids. NCBI's taxonomy places the organism in Eukaryota, Fungi, Ascomycota, Dothideomycetes, Mycosphaerellales, Mycosphaerellaceae.
AUGGCGACGUUCCAAAUUCAUUACGGCCGCGAGGAGACACGGCUCGAAAAGUGGCACCAACUCUGCAACGAUUGUGGUGUGCAACCCGCCUCUUCAAUCACUAAAUGCAAAAGUGCCCUUCGUGCUGUGGCGGUCAACAUUUGGGAUUUAAUCAAGGCACGUGAGACCGGGAAUCUGCCUGUUCGCACGUUCAGGAGUAAGGCAGAGCUUCGUGUGGACCUUUAUAGACCGGGCAGACGCUUUCCCCUAAGCAGAGUGAAAGCAUCAGAAGACAACAAAUUGUUGCGUGCGUUGCUUGUAACAAUUCAGUAG